AUGGACCAGGGCCGCUGUUUGCCCUUCGGUCCCUCCCCGGGCCCCAGGUCCUACCUCGCCGGACCCAAGCCCACCCCUCCCCCGCAGCCCCCCGCCCCCCGGUCCGCCCGCUCCCCGGCCUGCCGCCCCUCCGCCCUGGACAAGCCCCCGGCCCGGUUCCCGCAGGACCCCGGCUCGGCCCUCCCGGCCCUCCCGGUCCGGCGCUACUUCGACAGCCCCGCGGAAGUCGUCCGUCAACUUUACUUCCUCAGGUCAGUCUGGCCUCCACAGAUGAAUUUUGCUCAGAAUAUUGGCGCCGUUUUAGUUCACAUUUUGAAAAAUAAAGAAGAAAACAUUCCUGGUUAUAGGACAGCCGCCGUCGACGACGAAGAGAAGGUCUCCAAAGCCUCCGGCUUCCUCCCGCUGCCCCUGGGCUGCUGCGACCCCCUGGACGAGCAGCCCGAACUGCUGGCCUCCCCGGCCCCCCGCCUGCCUCCCGGCCUCCCAGACCCCAUGGAGCUGUCCAAGAGCAAGAGCAAGAAGCGCCGGAACCGCACCACCUUCAGCACCUUCCAGCUGGAGGAGCUGGAGAAAGUCUUCCAGAAGACCCACUACCCCGACGUCUAUGCCCGGGAACAGCUGGCCCUCCGCACCGACCUCACCGAGGCCCGGGUCCAGGUCUGGUUCCAGAACCGCAGAGCCAAGUGGCGGAAGCGGGAGCGUUAUGGGAAGAUCCAGGAGGCGAGAAAUCCCUUCCCUACCUCCUACGACAUCUCUGUGCUGCCCAGGACGGAUAGUUAUCCUCAGCUGCAGAACAAUCUGUGGUCCAGUCCAGGGUCUGGGAGCCCCGGGGGGCCAGGAGGCCCUGGCCUCAUGCCCCAUGAUGGGGUCCCUUCCCCCUGCAUGUCCCCAUACUCGCAUACCCACGGGAAUAUGGCUGGCUUCGUGGGGGUCCCGGCUUCCCCAGGCCCCCACCCCGGGAUCAACGGUCUCUAUUCACUCCAUGGCUUCCCUCCUGCUCUGGGGGGCCACGGCUUUGAGCCCGCCCCUGAGGGGGAGUACAAGCCUCCCGGUCUGGUCACGCUGCGCAUGAAGCCUAAGGAGCCCCCCAGCCUGCUCAAUUGGACCACGUGAUGGGGUGGUCUGGGUACCACACAUACUGAACUGA
This is a messenger RNA of Ornithorhynchus anatinus (platypus), 1147 nucleotides long. RefSeq names its product ALX homeobox 3 (gene ALX3). The record is from RefSeq and is a predicted model, not a curated record. NCBI's taxonomy places the organism in Eukaryota, Metazoa, Chordata, Mammalia, Monotremata, Ornithorhynchidae. Gene Ontology annotation, biological process: regulation of transcription by RNA polymerase II. Gene Ontology annotation, molecular function: RNA polymerase II transcription regulatory region sequence-specific DNA binding; DNA-binding transcription factor activity, RNA polymerase II-specific. The transcript has 5 exons. The coding region runs from base 1 to 1113 and encodes 370 amino acids.